Messenger RNA from Phaeodactylum tricornutum CCAP 1055/1, 606 nucleotides. RefSeq lists its product with no specific name. Bases 1 to 606 code for a protein of 201 amino acids. Lineage: Eukaryota; Bacillariophyta; Bacillariophyceae; Surirellales; Neidiaceae. The transcript is spliced from 2 exons. The record is from RefSeq and is a predicted model, not a curated record.
AUGAAGUACACUUCUUCAAUCAUGCUUGCUUGCUCGGGUGACAUUGCGUCUGCUUUCGUAGGACCCCACAAUCUACCGCGAACGAACGGCAGGGAAGCAAUGAAAACAGCGUCGGAUAGUAGCGCAAUCACUACCCGAAAGGAGGUGCUCCAACACAUUUUUGGAGCCGCUGGCUUUCUUGCCACGUCUGUAACAUUCAUGCCCUCGAGCGCUAGCGCAGAUGUAUCCUCUGGUACUGCCUUGCCUCAAGGAGCAGCACAAUUCAAUCGGGUCGUCCGCGUCAAAUCGGAUCUUACGGCUGUCAGGAAGCGUGUGUCAGAAGGCGGUUCGGAGAUCGAUAAGAAGGAAUGGGACAAUAUUGGCAAAUUCCUUCGAACGGUUUACUCGACCGGAGACGACAUGAAAGCGGUAGGCGGCGGAGUGUUGGAUCCAGAAAAUAAGAAACGUGCCAUGGAGGAUGUCUCUCAAUUACGAAAAUACGCGCAAGCUGGAGACGUUUCCGUCAGCAAAAAAGAUCCUAUCGGAAUGUUGGCUGUUUUGAAUAAGAUGAUUGGGCUCAUGGACGACUUUUUCGAUGCUUUGAGCGACAUUCCCGACGAAAUCUGA